Erigeron canadensis is the source of this 1994-nucleotide messenger RNA. RefSeq lists its product as uncharacterized. Gene Ontology annotation, molecular function: protein binding. NCBI's taxonomy places the organism in Eukaryota, Viridiplantae, Streptophyta, Magnoliopsida, Asterales, Asteraceae. The coding region runs from base 87 to 1994 and encodes 635 amino acids. The transcript is spliced from 6 exons. The record is from RefSeq and is a predicted model, not a curated record.
AAAUUAACAUGUAUUAAUCAUAUUUGGAAGUUACAAUCACCAAUUUGUCAAAUUUCAGUUCAGAGAAAUCAGCAGCAAGAAGAGAUAUGAAUCACACUAGUUUGAACUUAGGUCCUACUAAUGCACUCAAUAAUCCCUUGAACCAACAUCCGCCGCAGUCGCAAGUUGUCAUUCCGAUUUCUCUCCAACCACUGCCACCACCUCCACCAAAUUUGCCAUCUGGAGAGCUAGUUGAAGGAAAAAGUAGAGAAAACUACAUGAAGAUUGGUCUUAAACUUUAUGAAGCAUCAAUCAAAGGCAAUUGGGAACUUGCUAAAGAGAUUCUAGACGCCCGACCAGAUCUAGUACGCUUUGCCAUCACGGAAAAUUAUGAAACACCACUGCAUAUCGCUGCAUCAGCCGAAAACACCAAGUCUUUGGAAGUGUUUGUAAGAGAACUAGUGAAACGGAUGAAAAAGGAGGAUUUGGAACUACAAAACAAAAACUACAAUACUGCUCUUUGUUUAGCUGCUGCAGCAGGAAAUGUAGAAAUAGCCAAGAUAAUGGUGGGUAAGAACAAGGUUGUUCUCGAUAUCCCUACUGAUAACGGAAUCAUGCCACUCUAUAUGGCUGCUUUAUUUGCUAAACCUGAAAUGGCAAAAUAUCUGUACGACGUAUCCAAUAAAAUGUCUGGAGAUUUUUGGACAAACGAGAAUCGAAGUUGGGUUCUACAGAAAUGUGUUGAAACUGAUAUGUUUGAUAUUGCCCUGAUCAUAGUCAAGGAUCGUCCCGAACUCACAGAAAAGAAGAGAUUACUUACGGAUGUACUUGUAGCUCUGGCUCAGAAGAGAGAUGCCUUUCAAGGCAAAAAACCACAUAUUAUCUUGAGAAUCAUCAAGUCCAUUUGGUCUGUCUUACCUUUCAGGCCAGGGCAUGUUAAAAAGGACAGCGAUGUCGAGCAAUUGUUAAAAAUAAUUUGGGGUAAGGUUGCCAUAAUGCCUAAGAAGGAUGUCGAUGACAUAAUCCGAGGGCCAUCUAUGGAAGUUAAAACGAAGGAAGGUGUCAGAAAAACUAUGUACCCUUACAGAGUACUAUUUCUUGCUGCAAAAAAGGGUAACACAAAAUUCAUCAUUGAGCUCAUUCAGUCCUAUCCAGAUCUAAUAUGGAAACAAGAUGAUAAAAAACUAAGUAUAUUUCACAUAGCUGUGAAACGUCGUCAAGCAAAGAUUUAUAACUUGUUGUAUGAGAUAGGGUCCAUGAAAGAUCUAAUAACUCCCAUGAAAGACAUAAAAGGCAAUAAUAUGUUGCACUUAGUUGGGAAAAGUGCUAAAGCAAAACGAUUUCAGAAUGUCUCAGGAGUCGCUCUACAAAUGCAACGAGAGUUAUUAUGGUUCCAGGAAGUAGAGAGAAUGAUCCCACCUAGUUACAGAGAAAGGAAAAACAAUGAUAAUGAAAUACCGCGUGACAUAUUCACAAAGAAGCAUGAAGAUCUAGUUAAAAAUGGUGAGAAGUGGAUGAAAGAAACAGCUGCCCAAUGUAUGGUGGUCGGUACGCUUAUAGCAACCAUAGUAUUUGCUGCAGCUUUUACACUUCCUGGUGGAUAUGACCAGAACACUGGUAUUCCCUUUUUUCGUCAGAAACCAACCCUUAUUGUUUUCGUAAUCUCAGAUGCCAUUUCUUUGAUAUUCUCUUCAACAUCAGUUCUCAUGUUUUUAUCAAUCCUAACAUCUCGUUAUGCUGAACGUGAUUUCUUGGAAUCUUUACCCAAAAAGCUAAUGUUUGGUCUUGGAACACUUUUCCUCUCUAUUGUGACCAUGAUGGUUGCUUUUAGUUCCAGCUUCUUGUUACUAUAUAACAACAACUUGAAAUGGGUGCCAAUUAUCAUUGGUAGUCUUGCAGCCUUGCCAGUCAUUCUGUUUGCUAUACUGCAAUUUCGUCUUUUAGGGGAUGUCUUUCAUUCAAUUUAUAGAUCUAGAUAUCUCUUUAAGCCCACAAAACGCUUGCUUUACUAUUGA